Molecule: messenger RNA, 5489 nt
Organism: Scylla paramamosain (green mud crab)
Lineage: Eukaryota; Metazoa; Arthropoda; Malacostraca; Decapoda; Portunidae
Product: gastrula zinc finger protein XlCGF57.1-like
Exons: 2
Coding region: 1833-3446 (537 amino acids)
Biological process (GO): regulation of transcription by RNA polymerase II
Cellular component (GO): nucleus
Molecular function (GO): DNA-binding transcription factor activity, RNA polymerase II-specific
Source: RefSeq, a predicted model, not a curated record
UGGACAGAAUAGUGGUGAAAGACUGAGAAUACUGGUUAACUCUUGCAUUAGGGAGGUGGACAGAAUAGUAGUGAAAGACUGAGAAUACUGGUUAACUCUUGCAUUAGGGAGGUAGACGGAAUAGUGGUGAAAGACUGAGAAUACUGGUUAACUCUUGCAGUAGGGAGGUGGACAGAAUAGUGGUGAAAGACUGAGAAUACUGGUUAACUUUUGCACUAGGGAGAUGGACAGAAUAGUGGUAAAAGUGGGAAUACUGGUUAACUCUUGCAUUAGGAAGGUUGACAGAAUAGUGGUGAAAGACUGAGAAUACUGGUUAACCCUUGCAUUAGGGAGGUGGACAGAAUAGUGGUGAAAGAAUGCUAGUGAACUCUUGCAUUAGGGAGGUGGACUGAAUAGUGGUGAAAGACUGAGAAUACUGGUUAACUCUUGCAUUAGGGAGGUGGACAAAAUAGUGGUGAAAGACUGAGAAUACUGGUUAAUUCUUGCACUAGGGAGGUGGACAGAAUAGUGGUGAAAGACUGAGAAUACUGGUUAACUCUUGCAGUAGGGAGGUGGACAGAAUAGUAGUGAAAGACUGAGAAUACUGGUUAACUCUUGCACUAGGGAGGUGGACAGAAUAGUGGUGAAAGACUGAGAAUACUGGUUAACUCUUGCAUUAGGGAGGUGGACAGAAUAGUGGUGAAAGACUGAGAAUACUGGUUAACUCUUGCAUUAGGGAGGUGGACAGAAUAGUGGUGAAAGACUGAGAAUACUGGUUAACUCUUGCAUUAGGGAGGUGGACAGAAUAGUGUAGUGGUGAGUAAGUAAAGUCAUAUCAAAUUGUAGUGACAACCUUUGACCAACCAGACAGGUCUACUACUACUACUACUACUACUACUACUACUACUACUACUACUACUACUACUACUUCUACUACUACUGGAUCAGUGUAUGGACAGGGAUGACAGGUGGAAACAGACUGGCAGGUUUCAUACAGGUCUGAUGGCUUCCUGCACCAACCCUUGUGUUCUUAUGUACUACUACUACUACUACUACUACUACUACUACUAUUGGUGCUACUGCUUGGAAGGCCCUGUGCCCCUGGAGUGGUGCCACCCUGCGUCCAUUGCAAGACUCUUGUCCUCCAGUGUGCGAUAAUGCCUCAUUCAUGACUUUCAGGGGUGGACCUCACUCGCCUCUUUUUUCUUUUUAUUUAUUUCAUUUAUUUAUUUAUUUAUUUUUAUUAUCUUCGCUACCCUUAUCCAGUGUCCUGUGUGUUACAUAGCAAUAUAACAAAAAGCGCAGUACAUUGUCUGGGGUGAGCUGUUUUUUGGCAUCUUGGCUCUUUGCGUGGGCAGCAGAAGUCAACAUUUCAAGUUUCCCGCCUUCUACCCACGGUGCGCUGGUUCUCUUUCACUUACUCAGAAUUUAUAAAUAAUUCGUAGAUGAUCACCGUUAUUUGUAUACUGAAAACAAGGGACAAAGAACAAAAGAAAAUUAAGAACCAAUAAAAAGUAAAAAGUUUAGAGUGCCGUUAGAAAAGUAGAAAAACAAGGCAAGAUUUUCGCGGGCACCGGGCAGAGAGAGAGAGAGAGAGAGGAUUACUCUACACAAACAAUUCUGUGCUCUCACUCCUAAGACAAGCAGGCACGCCCACACACUCCCUGCACGCCCACCUGCAACAGACGAGCAGUAAGGAGAGGCUGAGAGAGAGAGAGAAAGUGAGGAAGAACCGCGCACGCCUACAGGCAGCAGACGAGCCGCAAGGUGCCAGUGACAGGAGUCCCUCCGUGCAUCCCUCCUGCAGCCCCAGGCUUCCUGCAGGACCGGACGCAGCCAGGAGCAGCGUUGCAAUGGAGGGUGCAAGGCCAGGAAACAGCAGCAGCAGCAGCAGCAGCAGCAGCAGCAGCAGUGGCAGCAGGAACAGCCUGGAGCAGCGGGCGACCCUGGGUGUGAGGACCUACACUUGUGACCACUGCGGCAAAGUGUGCUCCACCAAGGCUGCCAUUGCCAGACACGUCCUCUCCCAUGCCAGCAAGACAAGGCUGAGAGGCAGGAGUGGCCCCGCUGAACACACUGCCACCCACACUGGUGGCAGGAACCACAGGUGUGACCUCUGCGGGAAGACAUUUGUCCGGAAGAGUCAUCUUGACAGACACAUCCUCACCCACACUGGGGAGAGAAAGUUCCAGUGCCUGGAGUGUGGCAAAAGAUUUAUUGAGAAAAGUUCCCUUAAGAAACACAUCCUCACCCACACUGGGGAGAGAAAGUUCCAGUGCCUGGAGUGUGGCAAAAGAUUUAUUGAGAAAAGUUCCCUUAAGAAACACAUCCUCACCCACACUGGGGAGAGAAAGUUCCAGUGCCUGGAGUGUGGCAAAAGAUUUAUUGAGAAAAGUUCCCUUAAGAAACACAUCCUCACCCACACUGGGGAGAGAAAGUUCCAGUGCCUGGAGUGUGGCAAAAGAUUUAUCCACAAAAGUUAUCUGAACACACACAUCCUCACCCACACUGGGGAGAGAAAGUUCCAGUGCCUGGAGUGUGGCAAAAGAUUUAUCCACAAAAGUUAUCUUAACACACACAUCCUCACCCACACUGGGGAGAGAAAGUUCCAGUGCCUGGAGUGUGGAAAAAGAUUUAUCACCAAAAGUAAUCUUAACAGACACAUCCUCACCCACACUGGGGAGAAAAAGUUCCAGUGCCUGGAGUGUGGGAAAAGAUUUACCCACAAAAGUAAUCUUAACACACACAUCCUCACCCACACUGGGGAGAAAAAGUUCCAGUGCCUGGAGUGUGGCAAAAGAUUUAUCCAGAAAGGUGAUCUUAACACACACAUCCUCACCCACACUGGGGAGAAAAAGUUCCAGUGCCUGGAGUGUGGGAAAAGAUUUACCCACAAAAGUAAUCUUAACAAACACAUCCUCACCCACACUGGGGAGAGAAAGUUCCAGUGCCUGGAGUGUGGCAAAAGAUUUACCCACAAAAGUAAUCUUAACAAACACAUCCUCACCCACACUGGGGAGAGAAAGUUCCAGUGCCUGGAGUGUGGGAAAAGAUUUACCCAGAAAAGUGAUCUUGACAGACACAUCCUCACCCACACUGGGGAGAGAAAGUUCCAGUGCCUGGAGUGUGGGAAAAGAUUUACCCACAAAAGUCAUCUUAACACACACAUCCUCACCCACACUGGGGAGAGAAAGUUCCAGUGCCUGGAGUGUGGGAAAAGAUUUACCCAGAAAAGUCAUCUUAACACACACAUCCUCACCCACACUGGGGAGAGAAAGUUCCAGUGCCUGGAGUGUAGGAAAAGAUUUACCCACAAGGGUUCCCUUGACAGACACAUCCUCACCCACACUGGGGAGAGAAAGUUCCAGUGCCUGGAGUGUGGGAAAGGGUUUACCCACAAGGGUUCCCUUGACAGACACAUCCUCACCCACACUGGAAAGAAGAAGAGAAAACAGGCAAAAUCAUAGAUGUUGCAGUCCCCGGUGACUCCGGCCUCAGUAGAGCUGAAAGGCACACAACUACAAAACAUCACCACCUAAAAAGUGACCAAGAACAACAUGGUCACCGACGGACACCGGUGUGACACCAGUGGUGGUGUGGGCGACGGGGCUAAUGAAGAAAACCUGGAGAGCUGCCUGGAGGCAGUCCCCGGUCGCCCAAGUGCCCACGAGGUACGCACAGCUGCGGUCGAGGGAACGGUCGCCGCGCUGAACAGAGCCCUGGGAUGCAGUGCCUGGGCUGCCGAGGGCGUGACCGCAGACCCCGGGCUCGGGGCCCAUUGCACUCGCCAGACGGCAGAACAGGAAGGUGCAGAAGACGGGGAGAGAAAGUUCCCGUGCCUGCAGCGUGGGAAGAGAUUUGCCCGCAGAGGUAAUCUUAACACGCACAUCCUCACCCACACUGGGGCUUGUACAAACUCGGCGCACCCUGAGUGUAGGAAGAGGGAAGGAAGCAGAAACAGCAGGAUCUGCUCUGAACCACCCUGGAGAGAGAAACUGCAGCAGAGGAUCACCCAUCAAAAAGAAGAAAUCUGGCAGAUAACAAGCUUCCUGCAAGACCAAAACCACACAAGGAACCUCCUCAAGAAAAAAGACAGAAUGACAGCAAGGCGCAGCGCAGGCAGCGGCCGGCUGGCCGGGCGGGAGACCGGCAGGGAGGGGCCGAGCCCCGGCCGAAGCCUUGGCACCACAGAUGAGGACAAAGACAAGAAAAUAAAGGCCAGAAAGAUGAAGAGGCAGCUUGCAGAAAAGCCAGGGGUGGUGUGCAGGCACGUGGCAAAGACCUCAACAGAAUUACAAGACCCGCCCGAGGAAGAAGUGGCCGAGGGAUGCUGCAGGCCACUGCUGCUGGAAGACCCCACGCAGCACCAGGCAGCCCCGGGGAUACAGACCACCACGGUUAAACACACAAGUAAACAACAACAAUGCCAGCCGUUCAGCUUACACAGGAAGGUCUGCUGGCCACAAGACUACUGCCACAAACCAGCUGGCAAUACCACCAGUGACUUGUGGGUGUGGUGUGGUGUGGUGUGGUGACUGGCCACAAGACUACUGCCACAAACCAGCUGGCAAUACCACCAGUGACUUGUGGGUGUGGUGUGGUGUGGUGUGGUGACUGGCCACAAGACUACUGCCACAAACCAGCUGGCAAUACCACCAGUGACUUGUGGGUGUGGUGUGGUGUGGUGACUGGCUCAAAGGUUUAUCCUGAAAUGUAAUCUUGACACACCUGCUCACCCACACUGGGGAAAGGAAGUGCAGCAGGUGUGGUGUUUGUGGCUGUGCUCAUCACUUUUUUCUUUAUUUUUUAGCUAAUUGAUCAAUAAAGUGUUGUCAGCCUUGUACACACAGCUUUGGUUCACUUGCACAAGGUUUUGGGGGCUCGGGGGUGUUCCUAAGGGGGGCACUAACUGUCCAGGGGUGUUCCUGCUUGUUUCUGUCUCUCUGUGUCUCUGGUUUUGGUGUCUCCCUCCCAAACAUUAUUUUCACAACAAGCCACAAACCAACAUCCCUUCAUUAACACUUAGAUACCUUAACUUAACUCACCCACAAAACUCCCACAAACUGACUAACUUGUUUUUUGUUUAUUGUUUGUUUAUUUUAUUUGUUUUAUUGGUGUAUUUUUUAUUUGAAAGUAGCCAUAUUCUUAAGGUUUUUAUGGUUCUGUUUAUUAUUGUUUGGGCUGUCCUGUGUUUGUGAUUGCUGGACUCAUAUAGAAAUGGGUAGUUUUAUUGAAGGGGUGAAACAAUGACAAUACUGCCUGGCUCUUGCACUAGUGAGGUGGACAGAAUAGGGAUGAGAAUAAAGAGAAAUUGUCAUAGGAAAUACAAACUGGCAGACUUUAGAGUGUAACAGUGAAGGGGUUGAAAAAGUGGAGGUACUGUUUAGCUCUUGCACUAGUGGGGUGGACAGAAUAGGAGAGGAUUCUUAAAAGUUUGGCAUUGUUAGCUUGAAAGAUUAUACUUGAAAGAUUAUUUAUUACAUGUUGAAAGGACAGAAUAAGGAUGAAAA